AUGUUUGUUGGACUAGCGUUCCUUCCAGUGCCUCGUGUUGUGGAUGGAUACAACCUUGUAGUGACCCACACACCGGAUCUGCCAGCGUGCUUUCAGUUCAACGAGUACUUUCGUGAGACGUGGAUUAAUGGCAACUUUCCUCUGACCAUUUGGAACCACUUCAGGAUCGACACCCCUAGGACGAACAACAACUGUGAAGGUUACAACAGCAGGUUGGCCAAGAGAGCAGUGAAAUCACACCUGAACAUAUACGAGCUGAUUCUCCUGUUCAAGUCAGAGAACGCCAACAAGGAAGCCUAUCUGCUGCAGAUGGAAGGUGGACAGAAACCAAGGAAUUCCCGCCGCACCGAAGAAGACAAGCACAAGCUCUUCCAGCUGGGAUUGGAGUACGUCACGUGUACCCGGGACACGGCUUCCUACUUGUCAGCUUGCAGUGGAGUGCUUUCUGGGACAUUUCGUGUGUAA
Molecule: messenger RNA, 465 nt
Organism: Gigantopelta aegis
Lineage: Eukaryota; Metazoa; Mollusca; Gastropoda; Neomphalida; Peltospiridae
Exons: 1
Coding region: 1-465 (154 amino acids)
Source: RefSeq, a predicted model, not a curated record